Notechis scutatus (mainland tiger snake) is the source of this 504-nucleotide messenger RNA. The record is from RefSeq and is a predicted model, not a curated record. NCBI's taxonomy places the organism in Eukaryota, Metazoa, Chordata, Lepidosauria, Squamata, Elapidae.
AUGGCUCGGACGAAGCAGACGGCUCGGAAAUCAACCGGCGGCAAAGCGCCGCGCAAGCAGCUGGCCACCAAGGCUGCCCGCAAGAGCGCCCCUGCUACGGGCGGCGUGAAGAAGCCUCACCGCUACCGCCCGGGCACCGUCGCCCUGCGAGAGAUCCGCCGCUACCAGAAGUCCACCGAGCUGCUGAUCCGCAAGCUGCCCUUCCAGCGGCUGGUGCGUGAGAUCGCCCAGGACUUCAAGACCGACCUGCGCUUCCAGAGCUCGGCCGUGAUGGCGUUGCAGGAGGCGAGCGAAGCGUACCUGGUGGGGCUGUUCGAGGACACGAAUCUGUGCGCCAUUCACGCCAAGCGGGUGACCAUCAUGCCGAAGGACAUUCAGCUGGCGCGGCGCAUCCGCGGGGAGAGAGCUUAAGUCGGGCGCCCCUCCGGUUCCUUCGGCCUUUUUCGAAACAAAAAACAAACCGCCAUACCCAAAGGCUCUUUUAAGAGCCGCCACCCUCGUCUC